Molecule: messenger RNA, 2826 nt
Organism: Argiope bruennichi
Lineage: Eukaryota; Metazoa; Arthropoda; Arachnida; Araneae; Araneidae
Product: nuclear pore membrane glycoprotein 210-like
Exons: 23
Coding region: 30-2753 (907 amino acids)
Cellular component (GO): nuclear pore
Source: RefSeq, a predicted model, not a curated record
GCUCCGAUUCUAAGAGCAAGUGAAUCAAAAUGUCACAACCGGCAUCCAAAAUAUGGUGUAUCUAUGCCUCUCUCAUCAUUUUCAUUUCAGUGAAAAGGAUUUUAGCUGUUCGAUUAAAUGCUCCGAGAAUUUUGCUCCCUUACAACAGAAACGGAGGACUUCCUUCAAAUUAUACCUUACGAAUACUGGAAGAUGACGCAAAUGAUUGCUACGAAUGGAGUUCAGCGGACAGACAUCUUGUGGAAGUGGAUCCUGUUUCGGAGAGAUUAAAUGAUUGUUCUUAUGCGGCCAUCGUCUCUAUCGUCUCUAGUUCCACAGAAAAGCGAAUAACUAAAGUGAAGGCAAAAGGAAGUACGGGCAUCGAAUUAGAAUGCGAUGUUAUUACAGAUUUUCCAGAUAAAAUCGAACUCGUUUCAACCACUGAUGAACUGGCCGUUGACUCUCCACCUGAAUCACUUACUAUCAUUGCCAAAGACAGAUUUGGACAUCAAUUUGCUAGCAUAAAUGGACUUAAAUUCGAAUGGAAAGUAGAACAAGAAGUGGACAAAUUAAUUGAUUCUUCUAAUAGUAGCGUAGUAAGGUUAAAACCUAUUCCAUUAACUGAUGGAUGGGCUCAAAGAGGACUUCUAGGAUAUUCUGUUUUAAUCGAACCACUUAAUAUUGGUUCAUGUAAAAUUCAAGCUACUACGUUGAAAACAGAAAGUGAGGAGCUGUCCACGCAAGAAGUGAAAAUGCACAUUUCCUCCAACGUCCGAGUCUGUCCUUCUACUACCCUCCGAUUGCUCCCAGGGGGGAGUGUGCGAUUGGCGCUGAUUUACAACAGUAGAAAAGAACUUGAGUACCAGAGAGAUUUUACAGUGAGUAAAGAAGAUUCCAAAAUUGUGGAAUUGGUUGAAGAAGAUGGGGCUGUAGCAAUAACAGGUUCCGAUGAUGGGGAAGCGUAUUUCACGCUUAAAAGUAAUAAUGUUUCAUUUCCUAGCAUCGAUAUGCACGUAGCAGUUGUUAAACCAGCACGCCUAGAAAUCCAUAUAUCCAGAGGAGACUAUAAAGUAUUGGAAGAACACAAGAGUUAUCUUGUUUCAAUUGAAUUGUUUGAUGAGAAUGGGAAAGUAAUAUACCCUUCAGAAAACUUGAAAAUAGCUGUGAGUUUUCCAACUCAAUUGUUUUACAUCAAUUCAACUACAUCUAAUGGUACCUGGUACGUAAUACAGGCCUUGACACCUGGAAAGGGAGUUAUUAGAGCAGAAUUGAAAGGAGUUUAUUUGAAAGAUGGCUCCAUGAAGAAAGAAUACGAGCUUCAGAACUCAGUAACUGUAACAGUGUGCCAAAAAAUUCAGAUUUUCCCACCUUUUAUCCUUUUGCCAUCUGACUCAUUGCGCCAUUCUUCUCAUGAGAUUCGCUUACUAGCAUCUGGUGGAACUGGGCAUUACCACUGGACAACAAAUAACGAGUUGACAGCAACUGUAAAAUACGACAAGGAGAAAAGUCAUGUGGGAUACCUUGAAAUAAAAAAAGAAGGCGAUUUUACUGUGAUCAUAACUGACGAAGAAAAUGUCAAUUUCAUUGCCUCUGCCAAAGUCUCUGUUCAGCCGGUGAUCGAUGUUGAAACCUAUCCAACUGUUGUGGAAGCUGAAAUAGGAAAUGUGUUAAUCUUACCAGUAGCAUUCUUAGCUUAUGAAGACAAAGAGAGGAAGAUCAUAAGGAAAUUUGAUGACUGUUCUAAGGUGGAGUCAGAAGUGGAAAUAAUUGAAAAGCACGUGCUUUCUUAUGACAAAGAACCGCACGUUCCAGCAUUCGGAAAAGGCUGCCGAACCUUGCAGUUUCGUUGUAAAUAUCCAGGGCAUUCUCGCAUCAAUGUAUUUUACGGAUCAGAAAUAGGAAAUACAACUCAUAAAACUACUACUGUGUUGUCUUGUUUUAAAAACUUAAAGCCUAUUCAUCCAGUGCGAGUCGCAGUGAUGCCCCUCGGUGCUUCGAUGGAAGUUGCUUUUGACGGGGGCCCUCGAAAAUGGCCACUCUAUAAGUCAGGACAUUAUCAAAAAUUAGAAGCAAGUAAUCCAGAGCUUUUAGAUAUACAAAUCGUGAUUGAUCCCAUCAGAUAUAAUAAAGAUCUUACAGUUUUCCGAGUUCUUUGUAAAGCUUUAGGAGAAAACACUUUGACAUUUCUCAUAGGCAAUGAACCAUCUGCUACCAAUCCCCAUCCGGCGAAAGCAGAAACAUCUAUAAAGAUCGUGUGUAAUCACCCUCACUCAGUGCACCUCAAACUCACCCAGAAAUCAAGUAAAAAGCUCAAGAAAGAUAAUCUAGUGAAGGUUCCCUUUUAUGGCGAAAAAUUGUUUUCUCUCGACGUUUGGUUGAAAGAUUCUAUGGGUAGGAAAUUGUAUAAUAUUUCUUCAUUACAUAUUCAAUGGAGCCUUUCCGAUUCCUCAAUAGCCGGAGAUCCAGAUUCGAAGAAGAGUUUCACUACUCAUGCGAAUGCAGCGGCAGGAUAUACCAGAAUUUCCAGAGAUUUCAAAGAGCUUAAAAUGACUGGAGGUACUGGAAAAUUAACAGUAACGGCGAAAGUUAUCGGAUAUCGGAAAGAGUUUCUCGAAAAAUUAGGAACACUUGAGACGGACGAGUUAAAAGAAGUUUCUGGCUAUAUUGACUUAGACCUUGUGAGCCUCCGAGAUAUAAAUGAAGAAAUGUAUAAUACAAAUGACAGAGAAAAUCAGGAAGAAGAAACGUGUGAUGGCGAUUCUUGCAAAGAGUGAUAAAUCAAUUCCUAUAAGUAUGAAUGAUGUUCAGUGUGAAUAAUAAUUAUUUAAUAAAGAAUAUUUUAUGACA